This is a messenger RNA of Punica granatum (pomegranate), 2330 nucleotides long. Lineage: Eukaryota; Viridiplantae; Streptophyta; Magnoliopsida; Myrtales; Lythraceae. The record is from RefSeq and is a predicted model, not a curated record.
CCUUCCUCCCCACUGUCUCCCCCUCUCUAGAAAACAAUCAGAGCAGGAGGAGGAAGAAAUGCAGCUGCUUGAAACUGAGAGACUUAACGCCACUGUGAUCUGAAGCUUCCUCACUGACUCUGCCUCGGUUCCUCCUCCUCUCAUCUCUCGAGAGCUUCCAAAGUCGACCCAAGAACUGGGAUUUCAGGGGGGGCGAAGAAGACUGAGAGGCUCAUUUCAGCUCGACCCGAUGCUUCUGAUUUCCUCAGUCUGCCCUUAAGAAAAAUCAAUCAUUGUAGCCGCCAAGAUUCGACCAGAAAAAUGUUGAGAAAUGAGGAUUGACAGAUUGAGGAAUGGGUUGUGUGUUUGGCCGACAGCUAUCAUCCAGCUCUGUCCUGGGAUCUAAGGGGGUGAAGAGUUCGAGUGUCGAGACGAACAAAAAGCUCGAUGAUAAUGUUUCUGUGACAAAAGUUGAUAGGCAGGUUAGUAAAGUUGAGGUUUGUAAUGGUGAGAGAAAGUUGGAGGCAGAGGAGGAAAAGAAGGCUAAAGAUGAUCAACAGUCACGGGAGCUUCGGAGACGAUCGAGGACAAGUACAAGGCCUAGGAAUUUGCCGAAGCAUUCACAUGGGGAGCAGGUAGCCGCUGGUUGGCCCUCGUGGCUAUCAGAAGCAUGUGGGGAAGCACUUAGUGGUUGGCUCCCAAGGCGGGCAAACACUUUUGAGAAGAUUGAUAAGAUUGGUCAAGGAACCUACAGUAACGUGUAUAAGGCUAAGGAUAUGCUGACUGGUAAAGUUGUAGCCCUGAAGAAGGUGCGGUUUGACAACUUGGAACCCGAAAGUGUGAAGUUCAUGGCCAGAGAGAUUCUCAUCUUGCGGCGAUUGGACCAUCCUAAUGUUGUAAAGUUGGAGGGAUUGGUCACUUCACGAAUGUCCUGCAGCCUUUACUUGGUGUUUCAGUACAUGGAGCAUGAUUUAGCGGGACUUGCAGCUAGCCCUGAAAUCAAAUUUACAGAAUCACAGGUUAAAUGCUACAUGCAUCAACUCCUAUCGGGUCUUGAACACUGCCACAACCGCCACGUUCUGCAUCGUGACAUAAAGGGGUCAAAUCUUUUGAUUGACAACGAUGGGGUGCUCAAGAUUGCCGAUUUUGGGCUAGCGUCGAUGUUUGAUCCUGACAAUAAGCAUCCAAUGACUAGUCGGGUGGUUACUCUAUGGUAUCGACCUCCUGAACUUCUCCUCGGAGCCACUGACUAUGGUGUGAGUGUUGACUUGUGGAGUGCUGGCUGUAUUUUGGCUGAGUUAUUAGCUGGAAAGCCUGUCAUGCCUGGUCGUACAGAGGUUGAGCAACUUCACAAGAUAUACAAGUUGUGUGGCUCCCCUUCUGAUGCAUACUGGAGGAAAUACAAGUUGCCUAAUGCAACCUUAUUCAAGCCCCGGGAACCUUAUAAAAGAAGCAUCAAGGAGACCUUUAAAAACUUCCCUCCAUCGUCUCUUCCUCUCAUCGAGACUCUUCUUGCAAUUGAUCCUGAAGAGCGUCUAACAGCAACAGCUGCGUUACAAAGUGAGUACUUCAACACUGAACCAUACGCGUGUGAGCCGUCUAGCCUUCCAAAAUAUCCCCCAACUAAGGAAAUCGAUGCUAAACGACGAGGAGAUGAAGCUUGUAGAUUGAGGGCUGCUAACAAAGCACAAGGUGAUGAUGUAAAGAAAACUCGUACGCGUCAACGUGCUGUCAGGGCUUACCCUGCUCCCGAAGCCAAUGCUGAGCUUCAGCCCAAUAUCGAUAAAAGGCGAUUGAUCUCCCAGACGAAUGGGAAGAGCAAGAGCGAGAAGUUCCCUCCACCGCACCAGGAUGGAGUCACCUCCAUUCCUCUUGGAGCUUCCCAAUAUUUUGAUCCCGCCCUUCCUCCCGACGUCCCCUUCAGCUCCACCUCCUUCACCUACUCAAAGGAUCUAUCCCAGACGUUCUCUGGGCCGGUGGUGGACCCUGUGCAUACUGAUGCCCCCAGCAAGCGAAAGAAGCACAGUUCAAGCGGGUCCCGUAGAGACAAAGGCGCCAAUUCUCGUGUUGGAGGAAACAAGAGCAUAUCUUAGUCAAAGACUGCUGGAUCAGGUUUGGUCGCAGUGGGUUUUAGGGUUGAUAUAGGAGGAAUUGAUUGAUGGAAAGAUCAUCUGAGAGCAAACAAUGUCAUAAUGUUUUUUGAGUUUUUCUUAUUUAUUUAUUUUUUUUUAAAUCGCCUUUCUUUCUUAAGAAAACAAAUGUUUUUAAGUGUUUCUGGUGCUGUAAAUCUUCAUCGAAGCCGUGGAAAGAGUACAAUAAAUGUUGAAAAUUAGAAGCCCCAACUUCUUUUC